This is a messenger RNA of Seminavis robusta, 792 nucleotides long. NCBI's taxonomy places the organism in Eukaryota, Bacillariophyta, Bacillariophyceae, Naviculales, Naviculaceae. The record is from the annotation of a GenBank genome assembly.
AUGAAGAACCUCCAAGUUGGAGACAAAGUUCUGACUGGGAACAAGAACACACCAUAUCAGCCAGUGUACAGUUUUGGGCACCGCCACGAACAUCUUGAAGGGACAUUCUUCCAAAUCCAUACAGCUGACAAGGCUCCAUUGGAAAUGACUGGCAGUCACUUGAUGUUCAUUGUGGAUGAUGAAAAUAAGCUUCAGACGGUCCGUGCUGAUGCGGUCAAAGUCGGUGAUCAUGUUGUCAAGAGUCGAGAUGAUGGCGUGAUGCUGCCAUCGACUGUCACUGAAAUCACAACAAUUCGGAAGAAGGGCAUGUACAUGCCAUUGACACCUGAUGGAACAAUUGUUGUGGAUGGAAUUGUGGCAUCGACCUAUGUUUCCAUUCAAGACCAAGCUCCUGCUGUUGUGGAAAACUCCAAGCUGUUCCCAUUCUUGACAGAACAAAGGAUUUUGCAUUGGUUCCUGUCCCCUUACAGGAUGCUAUGUCUGGGUGUAUCCUCCAAUGCUUGUCAAUUCUUGGAAAGCAGGGAUGAAGAAGGCAUUCAUUUCUGGUUGGUUGCUGGAAGGAAGCUGGCUGAAUUUGCCAAUGGUCAGGGAUUCUUGGUGCAAGUGCUGCUGAUUGGAAUUCCCGUAUUUUUGGUGUUUGCUCUCGUGAACCUUUUGGAAGUGCUCCUUGGUGGACCUGCUCUUGCCCCAUUUGUGUGCUUUGCAACAACUGUCUUUGGAGGUUGGAUUGUCAACAACCUGCAGCGUCGUCGCAUGCGGAGGGAAAAUAACGAGACCAAAAAGUUGGAGUAG